AUGGCCCACCAAUUAGCAAAGCUUGGCAACUUGAACCUCAUUAUUUCUACAGUGAUCAUCCUCUCCUUCAUCCCGCCCGCAACAGCCCUCCGACGCUCAAACAAACAAUUCCGAGAAUUCUUCCCAGCAUGGGAGCCUCUUCUCAAAGACCAGCUCAAAUACAACUGCUCCUCCGAAAUAGAAGCAUACCUCAACAUAUCAAGUCCCGCCCUUCGUCCAGGCUAUGGUGUCAUCGACUGCAUCCUCAACACCAUGCCAGAAUUCAGAAAAGCUGAACUCGCAUCGGCUGCCGUCAUUCUUGGUCUCGCGCCAUCAGUGCUUCAGUUACUCAGCGCCUCGUAUCUCGAUACAGCGAUAUUGGCGUAUCGAAGACCGGGAUUAGCGGUGGUGUUGGCGAUGUGUAGUUCUGGAGUCAGGCCGCUUACGGCGACGGAUUACGAUGACUUUAUCACCAAGAUGGACACCGAAUCUUCAACUUCUUUUGGUGUACCGCGCUUUGUUGGAGCGAAGGGGAUUGUGUCGUUGGCCGAGUACAUCAUCGCCGCUGCAUCAGUCGCAAACAAUGCAUAUCUCACAUACCAACUCUGCCUCCAAGCAGUAUGUACAUUCGCCCCAGCCGAAGACUUCCUCCCCGCUAUCUGGACCGCUUCAGCUCUAGCCAUUCAUUUCUUUGGAUACAUCGCCGCACGAUUAAAAAUAGCCGUCGAGACGAAAAGUGCAUGGGAAGAUCGAGGAAGACUUUGGUCCGAACUUACACCAACACCAUGGCAGCCAAAGCUUCGCGUCAAAGCUAACAGACGACACACGGGCUGGUUCCUCACUCUUGCUUCAGCUUUAUACGUAGGUGAUUGUCUUCAAGCACUCUUCGGAACGCUUAUCCUGUCGAGUUUGGUCUUUAUUAGUGUGAGAGACUCUGCGAUAAUUGUGAUUAGACUAAUGGGGAGUGCUCUUCUCGCAAGGCUGAUACUGAUUUAUGAAUUGGCGGGGCUGAAGACGGAUGGCGAUGGAUAUACUGCAUCUGAGAGCACCAUCUACUUGCAGUCUCUUCAGUAG
Molecule: messenger RNA, 1053 nt
Organism: Fusarium oxysporum Fo47
Lineage: Eukaryota; Fungi; Ascomycota; Sordariomycetes; Hypocreales; Nectriaceae
Exons: 1
Coding region: 1-1053 (350 amino acids)
Source: RefSeq, a predicted model, not a curated record